Molecule: messenger RNA, 1365 nt
Organism: Hymenoscyphus albidus
Lineage: Eukaryota; Fungi; Ascomycota; Leotiomycetes; Helotiales; Helotiaceae
Source: the annotation of a GenBank genome assembly
AUGAACCACCUCUUGCGUUACUUGAAUGGUUAUGCAGAUUUUCAAAAUAGUGGUGCCAACCAAAAAGGCAAAGGCAAAGUGGGGUACCGUGAGUUAUGCUUCUUAUACGUAUCAGAUGAAUGCCUUUGACAUUCAAACGUAGAGAUUUACUUGAUUUUCAUUGCUUUACAAUGCGUCGCAACUCCACUUGCACUUGCACUCAGUCCUCCUGAAAAGGUCCAGCGAACCGAUGGUACAAAAGUGAAGGUUGUGAUAGAAAAGUCUUUUGCUGCUGAAAUUCGAGCUUUAGGAAAAGCUUUAUGCAGACGUGAUGUAUGCCGCCCAUUGUCUCAUUUCAAGGGCACCAGGUUCUAAAGUCGUGUCCUAGAUUCUCCUUUUAUUGCCGAUAUUCUGGGCUGCUUACUUUAAUCAAUACCUUGGAAGUAAGCAGAUUAAGAAUCUUUGUUGACUAAUUCGCUAAUUGAGUAGACUUCCAAACAUAUUAUUUUGGUGUUCGUGCAAGAGCAUUGAUUGGAUUCGUCGGUAUGACUGAUUUGACAUCGAAGCAUGACCCUGGUUGCUAAUAUUAAUAGGUAACUUUUCAAAUCUGCUAGCCUCAUUUUUGAUGAGUUCCUUGCUAGAUUUUAAAAGGCUUCGCGUUCAGAAAAGAAUCAGCAUCGGGUAAGAGUGAACACACGACUUCUAUCUUGGGACUGAGAACUAACACCCACACAGAUUCUAUUAUGUCGUAGCCUUACACUUGGUUGCUUGGAUAUAUGGUUGGGUCAUCCAGGAGAAAUACACACGUACAAACCCAAGUUGGGACUGGGAAGAACCAGGAUUUGUAGAAGGUUUCUUUGUGAUAGUUCUCUGGAGUAAGUCUUUGCUGGUUCAAUACGACCUUGGAAAUGAGCUUAUAGUUGCUGCAGAGUUUUCCGAACAAGGCAUUCAAAGCUGGAUGUAUUAUUUUAUAUCCACAAAGACUGAUAACAUCUCCGAAUUAUGUAAGAGAUACGCGACCUUCUCGAUUAUAGACAGAACUUAUAUCUUUGCAGCACGAUUUACAGGAAUUUUGCGGCGGCAAGAAAGUUUUGCCCAGGCAGUUUCGUUUGGCUUAAAUAGCCGAAAUUGGAAAGGCGGCCGCGUGCCACUCGCUGUGAAUACCAUCCUUCUCGGUAAGCCUUUGCAAUAGUAAACAGUCUUGUAAAUAAUUGUAAUCUUGACAUCCCAAUAGGUCUUGCUGUGGUUCCAACCUGGAUUGCCUUGCGGGAACAUGUACCGGUCGAGUCUGAUGAGGCUUACGGGUUUGAAGCAACGAGCGACGAACAGGCUACAUCUGCAGAAGUCGUGUUUGUUAAAGAGACCGCGAGAGUCACGGUCACAUAA